Molecule: messenger RNA, 1779 nt
Organism: Spea bombifrons (plains spadefoot toad)
Lineage: Eukaryota; Metazoa; Chordata; Amphibia; Anura; Pelobatidae
Gene: SLC2A1
Product: solute carrier family 2 member 1
Exons: 10
Coding region: 69-1613 (514 amino acids)
Biological process (GO): response to insulin; monosaccharide transmembrane transport
Cellular component (GO): apical plasma membrane; basolateral plasma membrane
Molecular function (GO): hexose transmembrane transporter activity
Source: RefSeq, a predicted model, not a curated record
GAGAAGGGUGUAGCUAUCAGUUCUGUGGAUCUGGCGGACUCUCACCUGCAGCUCUCCCCAUCCAAAACAUGCAGCCCGAGGACAAGGAGCCUCCCCCCAAACCAGCGGCCAACGAGAACACCAGCUUGGUGCACGGGCCCGGGGAUAAAAAGAUGACGCUCCGGCUGAUGGUCGCGGUGGGAGUUGCAGUCAUGGGUUCUCUACAGUUUGGAUACAAUACAGGGGUGAUCAACGCACCACAGGAGGUGAUUGAAAAAUUUUACAAUGAAACCUGGAUUUCCCGGUACAAUGUGCCCAUCGAAUCCACCACGCUCACCUCGCUGUGGUCUUUGUCCGUGGCCAUUUUCUCCGUGGGCGGCAUGAUUGGUUCGUUUUCCGUAGGACUGUUUGUGAACCGGCUUGGCAGGCGUAAUUCCAUGUUACUGGCCAACGUAUUUGCCUUCAUUGCUGCUAUAUUGAUGGGCUUCUCCAAGAUGGCUUUAUCAUUUGAGAUGCUGAUCGCUGGCCGUUUCAUCAUUGGCCUUUACUGUGGUCUCACCACUGGAUUUGUGCCCAUGUACGUUGGCGAGGUGGCACCUACAGCUCUCAGAGGAGCUCUGGGGACCCUACACCAGCUGGGUGUGGUAGUCGGGAUUCUUGUAGCCCAGAUCUUUGGCCUCGAGCCGAUCAUGGGUAACGCCACACUGUGGCCCCUGCUGUUGGGCUGCAUUUUCAUCCCAGCACUGAUCCAGUGUGUGGUCCUCCCGUUCUGUCCCGAGAGCCCUCGCUUCCUGCUCAUCAACCGCAACGAGGAAGACAAGGCAAAAAGUGUUCUGAAGAAGCUUCGCGGCACCACGGAUGUAAGCGCUGACCUGCAGGAAAUGAAGGAGGAAAGUAGGCAGAUGAUGCGGGAAAAGAAAGUGACUAUUCUGGAACUGUUCCGGUCGCCGUUAUAUCGCCAGCCGAUCUUCAUAGCCAUUAUCCUGCAGCUUUCCCAGCAGCUUUCUGGAAUCAAUGCGGUUUUCUAUUACUCCACUAUGAUAUUCCAAAAGGCUCAAGUUCCGCAGCCAAUCUACGCGACCAUUGGCGCUGGGAUCGUGAACACGGCAUUCACAGUUGUGUCGUUGUUUGUUGUGGAACGCGCCGGCCGCCGCACCCUGCAUCUCACGGGUUUGGCUGGUAUGGCCGGCUGUGCCGUACUGAUGACCAUCGCCCUGGCUCUUUUGGAUCGUGUGAACGGCAUGUCCUACCUCAGCAUCGUUGCAAUCUUCGGCUUUGUGGCCUUUUUCGAGAUUGGACCCGGACCGAUUCCUUGGUUCAUCGUUGCCGAGCUCUUUAGUCAGGGCCCUCGACCUGCGGCCAUCGCUGUUGCUGGACUUUCCAACUGGACAGCAAACUUCAUAGUGGGAAUGGGCUUUCAGUAUGUGGAGAAACUCUGUGGUGCCUACGUCUUCAUCAUAUUUACGGUGCUGCUCAUCUUCUUCUUCAUCUUCACCUUCUUCAAGGUGCCUGAAACCAAAGGCCGUACCUUCGAUGAGAUUGCCUCAGAUUUCCGGCAGGGUAAUGAAAGCCAGCCGGACAAACAGUCUUCCCCCGAGGAAUUCCGCAGUCUCGGGGCAGACUCUCAAGUUUAACGUUUUGCUCUGCUACCUCUCGCCCUUCCCUGCCGCACCGCCUCCUCGUUCUGUACCGGCACUCAGACCCGCGGAGGGUCGGCAGCGUGUCUGGGAGGUGCAGAAGGACUUGGAGGGGGAAGCCGCCGCCACCGCUAGUGGUUUUUGUUGGACCUCCACCUACUUU